AUGCAUUCCGUCAGUGAUGUUGCUGCCCACUUUGGUCGCGUUGAAGAACAACUUCGUUCCUCUCUUUUCAGCAUCCUUGAGACUCUUAAUUCUCCUUCUCUUUAUCUUCCUUCUCUGGGCAGUUCAAAAGCAGACACCGAGCACGUCAUAGACUUUUCUUUGCCCAGUAUUUCACCUUACCGGUUCACAAUCAGCAGCACUACAGCUGGCACACAUCCUCGGCCUGGAGUAGGCAUGGCUAUGCGUAGAAUGCUCAAAGAUGCUAGAUUCUGA
Messenger RNA from Protopolystoma xenopodis, 273 nucleotides. The record is from the annotation of a GenBank genome assembly. NCBI's taxonomy places the organism in Eukaryota, Metazoa, Platyhelminthes, Monogenea, Polystomatidea, Polystomatidae.